GGGAGCAAGUGUCUAACGCGCCUCGCCUGGGACACUCCCUCGCUCUGCGCAUGCGCAUUCAAUCACCAGACCGCAGAGAUGAGACGGUUGUUGUGAGAACUGCCCGGUGAACGAGCAGGUGUAUUUCGGAUCCUGUCGCCGAGGGGAGGCUCGUCAAACAACAACAACAACAACAACAACAACAACAACAACAACAACAUGUUUGGUAAGAAGAAGAGAGCACCGCAGCCCAGAGGCAAAGGAGCUGCUGCAGCCAAGCAGAUGGGUCUGUUUGUGGACCUGGGCCCCGAGGAGAUGAUGAUGGGUAUGGAGGAGGAGAAUCUGGACGACUCAGACCUGGAGGCCGAACUUGCUACGAUCACCGGAGAUAAAGCUGCUGCCACAGGGAGAGCGAGGCAGAAGGGGAAGAGCCCCUUACCCAUGGAAGACAUCGCAAGAAUGGCUGACGAGUGUAUGAGAGACGUUGACGAAGAUGACGACGACGAUAACGUGGAAGACGACGAAGAUCUGAUGGCCGAACUGCAGGAAGUGGUGGGUGACGGGGAAUCCGAGGAUGUUGCAACCGUUUCUUCCACAUCCCCGCCACCGCAGCAGGAGGAAGUGAAAGUGUCCUCAGCCGCCCCCGGCAGCCUCCAGCACACCCUGGAGGAGAGGGCAGCCAUGUACACGGCGGCCUUACAGAACGCCAAGAGCGCAGGGGAGACUUCUAAAGCCAGGAGAUUCGAGCGUGGUCUGAAGACGUUGGAGAUGAUGUUAGCUGCUGUGAAAAAGGGGAGGCCCGUGAACGAGGCAGAAAUCCCUCCCCCUGUUUCCACCGGAGCCCCGAGCGCUGCCUCGAGCGCUGCCCCUCGGCCCGCAGCUCCCAAGCGACCCGCUCCCCCCGUACCCCCGCGUCCUGAACCGACUCCUUCAGCUCAACAGGAGGAGUCGGAAGCCGCAACGCUUCCACCUGCAGUACCAAAGAUCGUUACGCCCACCAGCAAAGAGGAGCAGUCGUCGACCACCAGCACCACCACCACCACAACCACGCCCCUUCUGAGCAGCGCCCCGUCUCCAGAGGAACAGGCACAGAAGCCUGCCUUCCCGCCGCAGCUCAGUCAGACAGAGGUCAACGAGGUCACCAAGAAGAUGCUGCUGGAGCGGCAGAGGGAAUACAAGAUGGCAGCGCUGAGGGCCAAGAAGCAGGGAGACGUGGAGCAGGCGAAACUCCACUUCAAGGAGAGCAAGAGGUUCGAUGCAGUGAUUGAGUCUCUGGAGAAAGGACAAGCAGUCGACCUGAGCGGCCUCCCUCCAUCUCGAGGACAGGCCCCUGCAGCUCCCAGAGACGUGCUGGACGCUUUGGAGCAGAGACGGGCAAAGUAUGCGGAGGCGUCCGCUCAGGCUAAAGCCAGCGGAGAUGACCGCAAGGCCCGAAUGCACGACCGCAUCGCCAAACAAUACCAGAGCGCCAUCCGAGCUCACAAGGCAGGAAAGGCGGUCGACUUCGAUGAGCUGCCGGUUCCCCCUGGCUUUCCUCCAAUCCCGGGCCAGAAAGCCACAGGAGCCGAGCAGGGAUUCGUCGCCGCUCUGGAGGCAGCCGAUAAGCUCGCCUCUACGGAUCCUGCUGAAGUACCAGAUGAAGAAGAAGUGGAUGAGGAGAAAGAAGAGAAGCCUGCUGUUCCAGAGGAGCCAAAGAAGCUGACAUUAGACGUCUCCACCGCAGGUCAGGGACGGAAAAGGACUCCGUCAGCUUCACCUGACAGAUCGGCUGCAAGGGAAGGACUCUCACCAACAGCGGCUCAGCAGCUCGAGUUCCUGGAGGGCCGGAAGAGGCAGUACCUGAAGGCGGCGCUGCAGGCCAAGCAGAAGAACGACCUGGAGCAGGCCAAGAACUUCCUCCGCUCGGCCAAGGGCCUCGACGCCACGAUCGAGACGGCACGCAGCGGGAAAACAGUAGACAUCAGCGCGUUGCCGUCGCCCCCUGGUGACGAAGAAGACGACUUCAUCCUGGUUCAUCACAGCGAUGUCCAGAUCUCGGAGAAAGCCGAACAGGUUUACACACAACUGGCCAAGAUCCUCAAAGAGCAGUACGAGAAAUGUAUGACUCACUCCAAGCAGUUCACACACCUGGGGAACGUCUCCGAGACCACAAAGUUUGAGAAGAUGGCGGACAGUUGUAAGCAGAGCCUGGAGGUCCUGAAGCUGGCUCAGUCGAGGGGUCUAGCUCCUCCGAAACAUCACUUUGAGGAGAGAUCGUUUCACACCGUCAGGAUAUUUCCAGAGCUGAGCAGCACUGACAUGGUUGUUGUUGUUGUAAAAGGGAUGAAUCUUCCUGCGCCAAGUGGGAUUCAAGCAAACGAUCUGGACGCUUAUGUCAAGGUUGACUUCCCCUACCCCAGCAGCGAGCAGCCUCAGAAACACAAAACAACUGUCAUCAAGAACACUAACUCCCCAGACUACAACCAGAGCUUCACGCUGUCAAUCAACCGCAACCACCGCGGCUUCAGGAGGGUGGUGACGUCCAAGGGCCUCAAACUGGAGCUGCUGCACAAAGGAGGUUUCCUACGGAACGACAAGUCGAUUGGAACGGCGCUCGUGAAGCUGGACAAACUGGAGACACAGAGCGAAAUCAGGGAAAUCGUAGAGGUGAUGGACGGUCGUAAACCCACCGGAGGUCGUAUUGAAGUGAAGGUCCGACUGCGGGAGCCCCUGAGCGGUCAGGACAUGCAGACGAGCACCGAGCGCUGGCUGGUGAUCGACCAAUCACAGGUUCUUGUCUAGACGAUCCUGCGAGAUUAAAACUAAUUCACGAGAUACAGAUUGAAAAGGCACUUAAUCAGAAAACACUCGGACCGACUUGGGUCCUUUGACUUUUUCAAAAGGUUUGCACAUGUUGCGAGACACGAGCUCCCUCUCACGGCCGCUCUGCUCGCCUGCGGUCUGAGGAGCGUCAGACCGUCGGCUCAAGACGCAUCAGAAGACGUUUUCCUCUGGCGGCGGCGUCAGCGCGGCUCCCGAAGGAGCUCGGUGUCGAGCUCGACCUGAAUCCUGCUGCCCGACCAUAUAUAGUUAAUAUAAUAUAGAGAAGAGAAGAGAGAAAAAAUGUUGUACAUAUUCCUUUAUAUAUUAUGACAGCUCUGGUAUCUAGAACUGCACCUAUGCACUAAUACCAAAGUAAUCACUGUUGCUGUCGAAUCCUGCAUAUUUGAAAAUCGCCUCUCGCUGCCGAACCUGCUGCAACGGACGACGCGAGUUAACGACACGUGACUAAUUCAUGGGUUGGGGGUUUCUUCUUCUUCUUCGUUUCCACACUAUUUAAAUAAAUAUUCUCGGCCCCGUCACGUAUGUUACAGAGGAGUAAGCCAAGGAAUUUUUGAUCCUAUACAAGGUACAGAUUAUAUGUCAAACUUAUUUUAAGGACCACACUCCCUUUUUCUUUUUCUUUUUUGACACCUUUCACUUUGAUUACUAAACACUCAUUUAUCUGUGGCUUCAGGUGAGUUUGAUGUGUGUUUACACUAAAAUAGCACAAAUAUGAGAAACAAACGCUUUCCAAGGUUUUAAACUUAAAACAUAUUUUCAUUAUUUCAUGGCAGAUUCAAGUUAAAUAGCCUCCUACCACUUAUCUUAGUUAAAGGAAUAGUUCAACCUCUUUUUGGGAAAUUCACUCGGUGCGUAAGAUGAAAGGAUCAACACCACUCGUAUGUCGGAGUUAAACGUGAAGCUGGAGUCAGGAUGCAGUGAGCUUAGCUAAGCAUAAAGACUAGAAGCUCUCUUACACGCCAGGCUAACCGUUUCCCCCUGCUUCUAGAUAAUCGCCUCCAGCUCAGCGCACAGACAUAUGAGUGAUGUUGAUCUUCUCGCCUGACUCUCAACCAGAAAGCAAAAAAGAAAAUUCCCAUAACUUAAACAAAAAACUAUGCAUCAGUUCUCUCGUGGUGGAAACUCAAUGUUGGAUUAGUGUAAGUGGGUUAAAGGGCCAGUUCACCCAAAUUAACAAAAAAAGUAAUGUAAUUUGUGGUAUUUUAUUGGAUCUGAAUCGUUUUCCAAUCCAUCAUCGCAUCUUUUGAAGUGCUUGGUUUGAUGUGGGAUCAAUAAUUGUUAGUUUCAAUUAACGUUUUUUUUUAUCCUGUCAUGUUUUUAUGGUAAUAGUGAUUUUUGUUUCAGUUACCAGACAUCACAGCAGUUACCCCCGUUCUGUACUUCACCGAAGCUUCAUAAAAACAACACAGUGAAAAUAUUAAUUGUACUUCAUCAUCAUUGUUCAGUGAAUGAUGCUCUAACCGUAUGUUUUAACAACUUGGAACUUGAUCCAAAAUGAUCCCGGCGACUGAAACCCAUCACUAGUUUAACAUCUUUCAGCUUGUUGUAUGGGUUUUAAAGCCCACAAAUAAAAGGAAAAAAAGGAAAUUAAAGCCACAUUGUGACAUUUUUUAAUUUUUUUAUUUGAGUGAACUGACCUUUUAAAAGUUUCAACAUCAACAUUGAAACAAACGCUGACAGAGGAAUCCAUAAAGAAAUAAAGAUGCUGAGUCGACCACAUGAAUCUCAUUUCCAACUGGUUUACCUCAACAAUGUCUGUCACAUUUAUUUAAGAUGCCAAACGUGUCUGAUUUCUCUUUUAUCAUUUGCUUUUCAAGAAAAACAUGUAUCUGUAUAACUGACGUCUAACUUACUAGAAACGUUGUCCUGAGUAAUUAAAACACUUGUUCCCAAUCGUUUUAUUUUUCUGUUGUAAUAUUUUUGGUCGCCUACAUUUCUACAAAGAUCUGCGACGUCAUGUUGCUAAAUAAAAAAUAUAUCUUGUUUUUAAUUUUGCACUGUGAAGUAUUUUCUAAUACUUGUUAAUUUCUUUGAGGAAAAAGUUGUGAGAAAAUUUAUGUUGAAGCAAAUAAAAGAAUCACCCAUUUCAA
This is a messenger RNA of Scophthalmus maximus (turbot), 4892 nucleotides long. It is a transcript of the gene cc2d1b, whose product is annotated as coiled-coil and C2 domain containing 1B. NCBI's taxonomy places the organism in Eukaryota, Metazoa, Chordata, Actinopteri, Pleuronectiformes, Scophthalmidae. Gene Ontology annotation, cellular component: nucleus. The transcript has 25 exons. Gene Ontology annotation, biological process: regulation of transcription by RNA polymerase II. Gene Ontology annotation, molecular function: RNA polymerase II cis-regulatory region sequence-specific DNA binding; DNA-binding transcription repressor activity, RNA polymerase II-specific. The record is from RefSeq and is a predicted model, not a curated record. Bases 199 to 2760 code for a protein of 853 amino acids.